AAACAUUUUUUCAGAUUAAAAAUAUUCAACAAAGUCAACUUUAUUCAGUUUUGAAGAACUCUCAACAUUUUCACACACACACAAAGUUCAAAACUUUACCUCAGAAUUGCAUUACACUCUCAAAUGGGUAACAAAAUCGGAAAGCUCUGCCUCUGUUCCGCCGGCGACGGCGCCGGAGACAUCUUCGGCAGGUGGCAAAACAGAUAUACCUUCCUGUCCAAGAAACAAGACAAAGCUAUUUGCAACUCCAUCUGUUAUGUCCGACCAAACCCACCUCGAAUCUCUGGAGAAACAUUCUCCGAAGACGAUGUUGAAACCGUCGUGACUUUCCGGUCAGUCGCCGGAGCCACCGUUAGUGCAAACCCUUCAUCAACACCUUCCAUUUUCCUUGAUGACUCUCUUCAACACAGCACUGUUUUGGAUUCCUCUGCUUCAUUUGAAAGCUUUGGUUCCUUCACUUCCAAAAUGGUUCCUUUGCAACAUCAUCAUCAACAUGAAAAAGGGUUAUCUUGGAAUCCUUUUGAACCUGUUUUGAAUGGUGAUUCUGAUUCUAUUAAAAAAGGUUCAGAAAGGGUUAUCUCUCAUAAUGGAUUUAGAAAAAAGCCUUCUAAGAUCAGCUUGAAGAAAAUUCUGAGAAGAGCUUUUUCCUAUGCAGUAUCUCUUGGAAAAAGAUCAAUUCUUAAGAAAAAUAAUAAUGGCAAUGCAAACGCAAAUGCAAAUGCAAAUGCAAAUGCUAAUGCAAAUGCAAGAGUAAGUUGUAGUACUAGUUUGAGUGAUGAAUUAAAUGAAAAAAAUAAAUAUUUGGAUGAUGAUGAUGAUGGAUCAUGUGGAUGUGAUUUGUUAAUGGUGUGUGAGAAUUUUCAUUGGGCUCAAGGGAGAGGUGGUGAGGAUCGUGUACAUAUUGUGAUAUGUGAGGAUCAUGGAUGGGUUUAUGUAGGAAUUUAUGAUGGAUUCAACGGUCCUGAUGCAACUGAUUAUCUUCUGAACAAUAUGUUUUGUGUUGUACACGAUCAACUCAAAGGGUUUCUUUGUAGUCAAAAUUUCUCAGAUGAUGAUGUGUUGGAAGGUCUUUCAAAAGCAAUGAGGAAAACUGAGGAUGCAUUUUUGAAGAUAGGUGAUGAGAUGAUUAGUCACAAUCCUGUUUUGGCUAUGAUGGGUUCAUGUGUUUUGGUAAUGUUGAUGAAAGGUGAAGAUGUUUAUUUCAUGAAUGUUGGAGAUAGUCGUGCUGUUUUAGCUACUCACAUUGGGAAUCCAAUUCAGCUUACAAUGGAUCAUAGUACUCAUGUCAAAGAGGAGGUUUCUAGAAUUAGACAAGAGCACCCUGACGACCCUUGUGCAGUAACUAAAGGCAGGGUGAAAGGUUACUUGAAUGUCACUAGGGCUUUUGGCGCAGGGUUCCUUAAACAGCCUAAACAAAAUGAUGCAAUGUUAGAGACUUUCAAAGUUAGUUACAUAGGGGAAUCACCAUAUAUCACAUGCUCGCCUUCACUACACCACCAAAGGCUGAGCUCAAAUGACAAAUUUCUUAUACUUUCUUCUGAUGGACUUUACCAAUACUUCACCAAUGAAGAAGCAGUUGCCAAAGUAGAGUCAUUCAUCACCAUGUUUCCUGAUAAAAAUCCUGCUCAACUUCUCAUUGAAGAAGCACUAAGUCAAGCAGCCAAAAAAGCCGGCAUUGAGUUCCAUGAGUUGCUUGAUAUACCACAAGGGGAAAGACGUUUAUACCAUGAUGACAUUUCCAUUGUCAUAAUAUCCUUGGAGGGAAAAGUAUGGCGUUCAUUAAUGUAAAAUGUAAAUAUUGAUGUGAUAAUAUAACAACAACUAAUCACAUUA
Cicer arietinum (chickpea) is the source of this 1833-nucleotide messenger RNA. RefSeq names its product probable protein phosphatase 2C 4. NCBI's taxonomy places the organism in Eukaryota, Viridiplantae, Streptophyta, Magnoliopsida, Fabales, Fabaceae. Gene Ontology annotation, biological process: protein dephosphorylation. Gene Ontology annotation, molecular function: protein serine/threonine phosphatase activity. The record is from RefSeq and is a predicted model, not a curated record.